Molecule: messenger RNA, 2462 nt
Organism: Abrus precatorius (Indian licorice)
Lineage: Eukaryota; Viridiplantae; Streptophyta; Magnoliopsida; Fabales; Fabaceae
Exons: 6
Coding region: 107-2086 (659 amino acids)
Biological process (GO): protein transport
Source: RefSeq, a predicted model, not a curated record
CUGUGCUAUUGCUCUGUGCGGUGGCGAAUCUCACAUUCUCAGCUUCCGAGUCAAAUCGCUCACUGAGUUGAGCCACCGAGUUCGGCAUCGCCACAGAUCUUCCAGCAUGUUGGACGGCUUUCUCGGUCGAGGAUUCGCCGCAAAAUGCAAAUCGUUGAUUAAAUUGACGAAGAAUCGGAUCGAGGUGAUAAGGAGGAAGAGGAAGGCGACGGAGAAGUUUCUCAAGAAAGACAUCGCUGAUCUGUUAGCGAAUGGUUUGGAUGUCAAUGCUUAUGGAAGAGCUGAAGGACUCUCUAUUGAGUUGACUUUAUCGUCUUGUUAUGAUUUUGUUGAACAAUGCUGUGAGUUUGUGUUGAGGCACCUCUCAGUGCUGCAGAAACUGAGUGGAUGUCCUGAGGAGUGCAGAGAGGCUAUUUCAUCUCUGAUGUUUGCUGCUGCAAGAUUUUCUGAUCUACCAGAGUUACGUGACCUCCGUCAAGUAUUUCAGGAGAGAUACGGAGAUUCCCUUGAAUGUUAUGUCAAUCAAGAGUUUGCUACAAAUUUGAAUUCAAAGUCUUCUACAUUGGAGAAGAAGGUUCACUUGAUGCAGGACAUUGCUUUGGAGUUCUCAAUAAAGUGGGAUUCCAAAGCUUUUGAACUGAGGAUGUCAAAAUCCUCUGCAUUUGCACAGGGCCCCAAUCCUUUUAAGUCUUAUGAGGCAACUGAUUAUGAUAAACCAUUACAAGGAAAGGAUGCUACACCAAAAGCAGUAAAGUAUGAGGUUUCAUUUGAGAGAAGUCAUGACUAUCCUAAUGAUGGGCACAAAUUGCAGAAGGGCAAGGAGGCUGUUGUUUCCAAAAAAGAUGAAAAUUAUCUUCUUUCUAAAUCUAAACGCCCAAUCCUUGAAAAUGGAGUCAAGCCACUAAGCAGUCAUGAUGAAGUCAAUGUGAAAAGGGAUAAGCAUGGUUAUUCGUUACCUGGAAGAGAAAAUCAUACUUCUAAUACGAGUGAUAGAAGCUAUUGGAAGGAGGAUAGUAAGCCAAACCCAAUUGGAUCUUCUUCCCAAGAUAAAAGAGGAGAACAAUUUGAAGGUGGUUCCAAUCUGCAUGACAGGUGGGGGAAUGCCAAACGUGUUAAAGAAAGCCAGGAUGCUGCCACUGCAAGGAAGUCGCCUGCCCAUGCAGGAUUCUGUUCAAAGAACGAUGCAAACGAUCCAUUUGGUGUUAAUCAUGGUGGGCUACCAGAUGUUGAUAACCCAGAGAGAAAAAUUCAAAGGGAUGACACUCCUAGGGUAAAGCCUUUCUACAGUAAUGCCAUUCCACCUCCUUAUGUAAAACCAAAUUCAAAACUUAAGAACAGCAUGCCUGGAAACAAUUUAGCAUCUUCACAUAGAGACAGUAAUGGCAUCCCUAAAUAUCCUAUGGCACAUGAAAAGCCUGAUGCUGCUUCUACAAUGGACAGGAUCCAAUUAGGUUUGGAUGAUUCUGAACAGGAUUUGCAGGCCAUUAGACAUGCAAGAGCGAGUAAACAGGAUCAUGAACAAAAACACUAUAUUCAGGAAGAUGCUACUGAAGUCCCUGCAUUAAAGCAAAAAUCUGUGAGGCGGAAGCAUUCAAAAUCACGAUAUACUCACAAUGAUGCCAAUAAUGAAGAUGCUGAAGUGAGAAAAUCAAGGAGCAGGAGACGAGAUGAACCAAGACGUGGCCUGCAAAUUCUGUUUGAGGAUGAGCGGCAUAAAAAUGAUGAAGAGGAAAGGAUUAUAGAUAGAUUACUGAUCCAUUAUAGCAAAAAGCCAUCCAUUCCUGUGCCUCAAAAGGAAAGAAGAAAGUCUAAAAGUCGCCGUGCACAUCAAAUAGAUAACUCAACCAGGGAAUCCCUGAAGAAUGGAAGCAGAGAUAGCCCUGAUGAGACACCAGAGAUGCUCGCUCAUCCACCACGUUCAGUUUCACUUCCUCACGAACAAUCAGGAGCAGUGAAAGUUAACAAAGUAUUUGCUCGUGCUGCUUCAUUUCAGCCAGAUAGAUCAAAUGAAGCUCCGCAUGUACAUCCCAAGUUACCUGACUAUGAUGAUUUAGCUGCUAGGAUUGCAGCCUUGAGAGGAACAUAAGUGAUGGAAGUACAGUGAAUAAAUACUGCUCCUUUACCAGCAUGAUUGCAGUGAUUAUGAUCGUCAUGGUUUAAUCUCGAAUGCCGUUGGCAUUGUUGAAGAGUGCGCGGUGGUGCUUUGAUUUCCAUUUGUUGACUAUGCCAGAGCUGUAUUAUUAAUCAGCCAGGGCCGUUCCUGUGUUGUUGACAAUUGCUAUGCUGUCAUCAAUUUUUACUAAUGGUGAUUAUACUUGUAUGCAAAGUUAAUUCAAGAUACCUUUUAUGCUUGUAGAAGUGUUCUGUAACAGCAGAAAUUGGUGGUCCUAUUUUCUGAGUUGAGUAAAAGAAGUUGAGACAUGGGAUUGUGUCAAAGUUCUUGCCCGACCUGGUAAUACUGC